AUGAGAGAUAAAUUAUUUAUUUUUACACUAUCUCCAUUUUUAUUCGAGCAGGUAGAGGCACAAAAGUGGAAGAACAAGUGGAAGACCAAGUGGCAGACGAGCGGUAAAGUCAACAGCUUUAUCAAGUUUGUCCAAUCUCCAAAAAGCACCAAAGCAGUUGUCGCCUCCUCCACCACCAAAGCUCCAACCACCACUUCAACAACAACCACAACAACGACCACAACAACGACAACAACAAACAAUUUCUCAUCCUGUGAAUUGAGCGAUGAUAGCCUCAAAGCUGUUAGUAUUUGUUCUCCAUCAACUUUCGGAGUCGAUAUUCAUACUUGCGUUUUUGCCGAUUUGAACAUGGCGCCAGGUGAUGUUUUCUUCGCUGGAGCAGAUGGUCUUUCGACGGUUGCUGAUGGAGCAUCGGCGAAUAAUACCUGCCAGGGGACCCUUAGUGAUGAUGGAACGCACUACAACUUCGCAAUCAACGGAGAAAUCCGCGACUGCGGCACUGAAAUCUCUUCAAACGGCACCCACAUUGUCUUCAGCAAUAGCCUCCGCGGAACAGCUGGAGAAAUCCUCGGGAAAAUCACUCGACAGCGCGUCAUGAAUGUUCAAUUCGAAUGUCAUUUUGAGAAGGUUCAACGAGUCGCGCUGGCGGAUCCGAUUGUCGCGAAUUUGUUCCAAGUGACACUUGAUAAUGGAGAAGAUUUGUCGGAGUUUGAUGUGUCUUUUGGAAUUUAUGAGGAUGACUCUUUCAGCUCCUUCUUGGCUUCCAAUGCUACAACAAACGUCCCAAGCGACAUUUACCUCGGCGUCAGUCUCGACAAUUCAACACCUGGUUACGUCAUUCAAAUCGAAGAAUGCUGGGCUACUCCAAGCGACAACGCAGAAGACGCGCAAAAAUACAUGUUCAUGGAAAACUUCUGCCCAGUCCAAACCGAGUUCGACAUUGGCGUCAUCAAAGUUUUCGAAAACGGCGUCGGCGAUUUCGCGUCUCUUAGACUUGAAUCUUUCAUUUUUGAAAAUUCGACCGAAGCGUUUUUUCACUGCGCUGUUCAAAUGUGCGAUGAAAAUGCAGGACCUUGCAUUCCGAAUUGUGGAGCGAGAAGAAGAAGAACCGCCGGAGAGAGCGAGGAGGAUAGAAUUUUGUUGUCUGUUGGAAUCACUGGUGAAUAA
Molecule: messenger RNA, 1167 nt
Organism: Oikopleura dioica
Lineage: Eukaryota; Metazoa; Chordata; Appendicularia; Copelata; Oikopleuridae
Source: the annotation of a GenBank genome assembly